AUGGAAAGCUCAACUCCUCCUUCUCAGCUGUCAGUCAAGACUUCAUACCGUAGAAUAACCAGUGAUCAGAUGGUUCUCACAAAAACCGCCAUGAAUGAGCUGAGAACACACUUGUCUUUCACCCCACUGAGAUUCCACUGCAGUAAAAACAAUGGACGAACGUUCCACGUGACCACUGCUGCUAACAGCACUGGUGAAGCUGUAGUCCAGUACUUCAGCGGUCAGACGGAUGUCCAGCCCGCCUCGUGUGGCUCAUACGUCAGAAUGGAAAAUGACAACUUAGGGUCAGCAGGUGUUUGCCAAAGGUGGGGAUUGGAAAGUGGCUCAAAUGCCCGGCUCAAAUGAGGUAGCUAAAUGGGGCCAUGGAUUUGAUCAAGAGAGAUUAUACGACCACCCUGCUUGGGUUUAUGGUUUAUAUCAUUGGACGCUUGAUCAUCGUAGUUAUGGUCAAGCAAAAAGAUGGGAACGCGACGAUUAUCUUGUUGGCGUGACCACUGGUGAUUUCUGGAAGAUUUGCGUUCGCUAA
Messenger RNA from Porites evermanni, 526 nucleotides. The record is from the annotation of a GenBank genome assembly. Lineage: Eukaryota; Metazoa; Cnidaria; Anthozoa; Scleractinia; Poritidae.